AUGCACCAACACCCGAUCACCACGAGGCAGGCGUACCAUAACGAACCAAAGUUUCAGGUCCAACAUGUUCAAUAUUGGGGUUCAACCUCCAACACAAGCUCGUGCGGGGCCAAACUAUACCCGCCUGUCAUAGCGAAGGGCCGACCUGCUGGUACUACAGAGGAUGAUAUCCCUUAUCUCUUUGCCACCGCUAUCUUGCUCGACGCAGAGGGCAACCCCGUCCCCGAACAGCUUGGCGGGAGCUUCUCUGCCGCCGCCGUUGGCCUGGACGAGCAACGCCGCUCCUCCUCAAGCACAGGCCACCCAGUCGCUUUCAUGUUUCCUGACCUCAAUAUCGCCUACGAGGGAACCUACUCAAUCCGUGUCGACGUUUACCGCGUCGAUUACGUUAGCGGGCAGGGUGCGAUUCUCGUCGAUCAAGUUGAGACCCGCAUGUUUGCGGUCUGCGAUGCUGAUGUGCCAUGCCAAAGGCCAUCAUCCGACGAGCGCUCUGUCCUUCGUAAACUUAGAGACCAAGGUUAUUCAGUACCCUCGAGUCCUGCCUAA
Parascedosporium putredinis is the source of this 546-nucleotide messenger RNA. NCBI's taxonomy places the organism in Eukaryota, Fungi, Ascomycota, Sordariomycetes, Microascales, Microascaceae. The record is from the annotation of a GenBank genome assembly.